GAUUCCGAAUAAUAAAUAUAUAACAUAGCCUUUAGGUAUAUAAUAAUGUAUUAUUCUGUUCUGUAGUAUAUACUAUAAUAUACUGUAUACAUCCGUGAUCAUAACUCACAACUCACAAAAUAUUUGAUAUUUGAUCAAAUUUUUGUUUAUUUAUAAUCGGAAUUCUGUUAUUCAAUAACAGAUAAUAGUUCAAUAAUAAUAAUUAACUUAAAGUUAGUAAAGUAGUGAAAUACUGAAAGUCGAAAACUAAUCCUUCUUAUAUCAUAAUUUUUGUUUGUUUAUAAUAUUAAAUUGUUUAAUGCUAUAGCCUAUAGAUUUAUACUAUACACAAUGCCUUUGCCUCCAGCUCUGGCUAAAAAGUUGGCAACCCGUGGAAUACUCACCGAAAACGAAGCAAAGAAUAACACAAAAGAAGUCGAAGAAGAGGUAAUUGCAGAAUGUUAUGAUGAUAUUGAUGAUGCAAAUGAUAACUCAGGUUCAGAUUCACAAGAUAGUGAUGAAGAAAAUGAUAAACCAGAUCCUAAAGUAUUGGAUAAAUUUAAAGGUCAUCAUGGUUGUCCAAACAAGUCAAAUGUAUAUCAUGAAUGCACCAAGUUUUGUGAACAGAGGUGGAGAAAUGGUAUUAAACGACCAAGGAAUGGAUAUUUAAAAUCUAGAAAUGCUAUGUUAGAAAAGUUUCCUUUACCUAAGAAUUGGCAUGAAGUGUAUGAUCCUGGAACUGGCAGAUUUUAUUACUGGGAUGUAAUAAAUGAUUCAGUUUGCUGGUUACCACCUAGCCACCCUCGUUCAAUUGUUACUGAUUCUGUUGCUCAAUUUCGGUUUGAACGUCAUGCUAUUAUGCAAAAUAUGGAUAAAAAGACUUCAGAUUCAGAGAGUAGUAGUGAUGAUAGCGAAGAUGAACGGCAAAAAAGUCAAAGAAAAAAAAAUCCUAUGCUACCACCUGUUCAAGAAAUCCGAGCCAAAGAAGUGAGAUAUGAUCGUGAACCAAAACGUAAAGAUCCUCCAAGAAGAGUAACAAAAGCCAAUGAUCUUGAUCCUAUGGAUCCAGCCGCUUAUUCAGAUAUUUCCAGGGGUUCUUGGAGCGAUGGCCUAACAGUUGAAGCUAAGUCAGGGGUGGACACUACAGCAUCAGGACCACUAUUUCAAAUGCGACCAUACCCUAGUCCAGGUGCAGUUUUGCGAGCUACAUCUAGCCAAACUAAGCGUAAAUAAAAAAAAAAAGAAACUGUAUAUUGUCUUUAAUUUCUAUAUUUUACUAAAAUUUUCAAAUUCAAAUUAUAAAACAAGACAAAUAAAUGUAAUAAUUAAUACAA
This is a messenger RNA of Acyrthosiphon pisum (pea aphid), 1313 nucleotides long. RefSeq names its product poly-glutamine tract binding protein 1 (gene PQBP1). Gene Ontology annotation, molecular function: protein binding. The record is from RefSeq and is marked provisional. NCBI's taxonomy places the organism in Eukaryota, Metazoa, Arthropoda, Insecta, Hemiptera, Aphididae.